Labrus mixtus (cuckoo wrasse) is the source of this 2271-nucleotide messenger RNA. It is a transcript of the gene alx3, whose product is annotated as ALX homeobox 3. Gene Ontology annotation, molecular function: RNA polymerase II transcription regulatory region sequence-specific DNA binding; DNA-binding transcription factor activity, RNA polymerase II-specific. The coding region runs from base 251 to 1366 and encodes 371 amino acids. The record is from RefSeq and is a predicted model, not a curated record. NCBI's taxonomy places the organism in Eukaryota, Metazoa, Chordata, Actinopteri, Labriformes, Labridae. Gene Ontology annotation, biological process: regulation of transcription by RNA polymerase II. The transcript is spliced from 6 exons.
ACAAAGACAGCCAGCUUUUAUGAAAUACAAAGUUGCACUUCAUUCUAGCUGGCAGUGUGUUGGUGUUCAUUUGGCUGAUCAAAAUAACUUCUCUAUCGCUGUGCUGUUGGACAAUCAUUCAAAUUGUCACAGAAAAGAAACAAGAAAUGGAAUCAAAUGGAGCUUGUGAAGCGUUUCAGCCCAAAUGGAUUUCAUGUUUACACACUUGUCCAUCAGCUGAGCAGCCUCAGGUAUCCGGAGAGAUGUUGAGAUGUCCUCAAAGCAAGCAGUGCCGAGUCUGAACCUGAGCAGCAGGAGGACGCCAGAGACCUCUCCGGGUUUGGAGCACCGAGGCUCCGGCUCCUUCCUCUCCUGCGAUGAGCUGCAGAAACCCUCACACCUUCCUCCUCCUCCUCCUCUCCCAAACCGCCUCGGUCUGCGCGGGGAUCUGUACGCAGCCGCCAUGGGGAGGUUUGGUGAUGCUGCGGCGGGCUUUACGCACGGCGCUGUUCCGGCCAACGCGCCCGGCUCCCCGUCCAAACACAACAAAUUCAUGGAGAGUAUAAACCAGGAUCAGAAGGGGUCAGCGAUCAGCGGCAAGCCGGCAUUUUAUGAGCACAACUCCGAAGUCAGAGACAAAGGAGCUCCAAAGACUAUGGGCUAUCCUGGUAUUGGCACGGACUGCUGUGGAAAGCUGAAAGAGUCCGGAGGCGGUUUACACGGGGACUCCAUCGCCGACUCCAUCGACUUAUCGGGCAAAAACAAGAAGCGGCGCAAUCGCACUACGUUCAGCACCUUUCAGCUGGAAGAGCUGGAGAAAGUGUUUCAGAAGACGCACUACCCUGACGUGUACGCCCGGGAGCAGCUCGCCCUCAGGACGGAGCUCACAGAGGCUCGGGUUCAGGUCUGGUUCCAGAAUCGUAGAGCCAAGUGGAGGAAACGAGAACGCUACGGGAAGAUCCAGGAGGUCCGCAACCACUUUGCUGCUACCUAUGAUAUCUCUCUUCUCCCUCGCCAUGACACAUACCAGAUGCAGGGCAAUCUAUGGCCCGGAACAGCUUCAGGAGGCGGCGGUGCUUCGGGUGCUGGCUGUGUCCUGGGUGCUGACUCCAUCCCCUCCUCCUGCAUGAGCCCGUACCCUCACCCCCACGGCAACCUACAGGGCUUCAUGGGCAUGCCCACAUCCCCCGGCCAUCCCCACCACCACCACCAUCACCACCCGCCCCACCAUCCCGGCAUCAACGGCCUCUACUCACUCCACAGCUUCCCAGGAGGCCUCGGGCCCCCUUCAAUCGAGGGACCAGAGGCCGAAUACAAGCCGACUGGCCUGGUGGCGCUACGCAUGAAAGCCAAAGAGCCUGGCAGCCUUCUCUCCUGGCCCACAUGACCACAAUAAUGCCAGCUCCCCACUAUGCACUGACUGAGCCAAAGCAUAUUACAUUCCCGACCCAUACGCAGUCCCUGAAGUACACACCCAGCUCAGCAUUGACUCAGAUAUUCCUCUUAACAAGUAUGUAAGCUAUCACGGAGACUUUUCACUAUUCAGAAGAGAAUGGGAUAAGAAUUUGAUUCUUUUUAUAGGAUUUUCUAUUUCUAUUAAUAGGAACUUUAUGUUUCCGUUUUAAGUUGGAUAUCACAAUGCUGAGACCAGGAAAACUUAUUUAAGCAUGUAAAGAUUGUAAUUAUCAUAUUAAUCAUUGUUUUUUUUUAAAUGUCUGUUGUGCUUUAUAGCGUGAGCAGUAAUAAAGGCCUCCAUCUUAAUCAUGUUUCUCAUUCAGUAGGAAGCUAUUUUCAGAAACGGGGACUCAAAUAUUUAACAAAAGUAACAUCUGCUGGAAUAAUUUCAACCAUUACGAGACGUAAAAAACGAUAACCCAGGCGAGUUAAGCAAAGUGUGUGUCAAAAACACAACUGUGAUGUGGCUGUGUGACAUACAGUAAAAUGCUUCAGUGUGGUUGCCAAAAGCCAAAGAUGUCUGCUGUGCAGGAAGUGAGUUUCUUUGCAUUCUGGAAGGCUACACAGAGACGAUACAUGUGCAGCCUACUUUGCCUCUCCUCAAGAGGCCUUAAGGUUGGCAGCUCAUGUAUCGGGGGCAAGUGGCUGAUUCAUUAAUGGAAAAAAUAACUGUGUGACCACACCUCACUGUUGAUGAUGAUCAAGGAGUGAGCCAAAGAUGAAUCACAAAUAACUCCACAUUUGAUCAACUGGGUCAUGAAGUACAGUGAAACCUGAGAAAUCAGGGAUUCCAAGAGCCAAGAGCAUUUUUGACUGGAUGAUAUUUAUUGAGGUCAG